Dreissena polymorpha is the source of this 2236-nucleotide messenger RNA. RefSeq lists its product as uncharacterized. Lineage: Eukaryota; Metazoa; Mollusca; Bivalvia; Myida; Dreissenidae. The record is from RefSeq and is a predicted model, not a curated record. The transcript is spliced from 4 exons. Bases 335 to 2236 code for a protein of 633 amino acids.
UUGUGAAAAACGUUUUUAUUGUCCUUACCAGUUUAGCACAAGUUUUAUAUUUAGGAAUUUUUUGGAUUUAGUAACUUCCAGUCCGUUUUUUGUUUUUUUGUUUUUGUUUAAAUUUCCUUCAUUGUAAAUUUCUCAAUUAAUAAUGGAUAUGGGAAGUUUUUGAGUUCACGUGGUAGGUGGGCCAGUCUAAGAUAGUUAUAGGUUAAAGGUAAACGUUUUUUUACAUUAUUGUCAUUGUCACACGAAUUUUUCAUUGACUUUUUCCUUUUGUUGUUUUUUUUGUGUGUUUGUUUUUUUUUUGGUUGUUGUUGUCUGCCAAACAUUUAAAACUAAAAUGGCGGAUAUGGGCAGUAGACCCGCCACACCAAGGACACCGGUCAGGAUGGUACAGGUAAACUUUGACCCUCCUCAUGUUUUGACCUCCGUUCCGGGGAUUGGACCGAAAUUGGCUAAAGCCAUUGUAAAUCUCCGGGAGAAUGCGGGUAACGUAUAUCCCGAAUCUCUGGGAAUACUAAUGCGGCGACCUCUGGAUGAAGAGGUCAUGCAGAUGCUGGACUUCCGUCCGAAUCCAAGGUUAUUUGCAAUAACCUUGGAUGAAGAUGAGGAAGAUAUGGGGCGGUUGUAUACUGGUGAGUUAGUCCCACACGGGGGGUGGGGGUUAGGUGCGCCAAGGAACCGGCCAGACGCACGAGAAAGGGCUGCGCUUACCGCAGAGAUUAACACCCUGGAGGAGAGUAUUUCGGAACUGCAAUCGCAGUUGCAAAAUUGGUCACAACCCCUGGUCCAAAGAUCACUUCCCAUUCCUGUCCAACACCAAUUGGCUGGUCCAGACCAAAUAUCAACACCCAGCCCCUCCUCCAGGCCAAGACCUUUCCUUUCCUUGCAGACUUUGUCUCAAACCCCCAUACCCCGAUAUUUAUCUCAUACCCCCGCUGGACGUAGGGAACAGAAGUUGCCGUGGGGAAGAGCAGACAGCGAGGCGGGUCUUAGGUGGCGCAGUCCAGUCGCCUAUAAAACCGAAGAACCUUCCCCCACAUACCCAUCACGCAUGCACCAGGGCGCAUUUGGAGGAAAAAUUGAGACGUCCCUACCCCAAGCAACCCUCAUGAAGGCAUUGCAAGAACUUCCCAAUCCUCCGACCACAAGCACACCUUACUUUAUUUAUCCAAAUCAUGGGUCUGUGCUAUCCAACCAGGUACCCAUCAAUCAACCUGUUUACAAUCAGCCCGCUAACCCGGUACCCAAUCAACCGGUACAAAAUCAGCCUGCUUACCAGGUACCCAACAACCAACCUAGCAUGUACAAUCAGCCUGCUACGUUGGUACCCAUCAACCAACCGGUACAAAAUCAGCCUGCUUACCAGGUACCCAACAACCAACCUAGCAUGUACAAUCAGCCUGCUACAUUGGUACCCAUUAAUCAGCCAGUACAAAAUCAGCCUGCUAAUCCAGUGCCCAUAAACCCACCUAGCCUACCCAAUCAGCAGGCUACUCUGGCGCUCAUCAACCCGCCGGUAAUACCGAGCCUUCCUAUUGCACUCCUGCCUGCAACUACACCAAACCCUGCUACUCGGGAUGUGAUUACCCGAAUACCUAAAACCUUACAGUUUGAUGGUCGAAGCAAUUGGCCCGUUUUCCGGGGCAAGUUUGAGCGCUAUGCCAAUUUGCACCAAUGGUCAGAUGAUGAGUGCGCUGAUGGGUUGGUUUGGUGUUUGGUGGGAAAAGCUGCGGACUUCUAUGCUGUAUUAACUGACGGCAGGAAAACUGUCCCUUAUAAGGAAUUACUGCAUCGUCUGGAAGAGCGUUUCGAUGCCAAAGAGCUCCCUGCUACUGCGCAAGGGCGUUUCCAGGCAAUUUCUCAGGGAGUAGGAGAAUCAUUGGAUGAGUGGUCGGAUCGCGUACUCACGCUAGCCACUAAGGCAUUCCGAGAUCUGCCCCAAGUAUACGCCACCGAGCAGGCAGUGGCAAAAUUCUGCCACGGGUUACAGGACAGAGAAACCGGCCGACAGUUCCAUUUAACCGUCCUGGGACAGGUGGAGCAAAUGGUGGGCAACGAGCAGGCCCCUUUCCAGGGAACGCUCCAAACCAAGGAUACAAUACCCAACGUCAGGGGAUGUUUAAUGGAGGUAGAGGUGGCGGAAGGGGGUAUCAAGGGCCUAACGCCUACGGAAGGGGCGUCGGAGGGAGAGGGAAUAAUCCUUUCGUCAAUCGAGGGUAUCCCUACCAGCCGGCGGUGA